Molecule: messenger RNA, 532 nt
Organism: Postia placenta MAD-698-R-SB12
Lineage: Eukaryota; Fungi; Basidiomycota; Agaricomycetes; Polyporales; Adustoporiaceae
Exons: 3
Coding region: 50-532 (160 amino acids)
Molecular function (GO): protein binding
Source: RefSeq, a predicted model, not a curated record
GCCCCGGCUCCUCCUGCCCAACAGCCACCGCAGGCCCACUAACAUAGACAUGGCAGACCCCGCCCCGACCACCCCCGCGCCCGCCCCGACCCCGGAAGAGCUCUCGCAAGAGACGCUCGACUUUGCGCGCAGCGUCUUCAACGCCGCGCGCAAGGGCGAUCCCACGCUCCUCCAGGCCGUCGACGCGGGGCUCCCCGCCAACCUCACCAACGAGCAAGGCAACACGCUCCUCAUGCUCGCCGCCUACAGCGGGCACCCCGCGCUCGUCACGGGCCUCCUCGCGCGCGGCGCGGACCCGGACCGCGCGAACGACACGGGCCAGACGCCGCUCGCGGGCGCGGUCUUCAAGGGUGAGGACGCCGUCGUGCGCGCGCUCCUCGCCGCCGGCGCCAACCCGCGCGCAGGCACCCCGUCUGCGAUCGACACCGCGCGCAUCUUCAAGAAGGCAGAGCUCCUCGCGCUCCUGGGCGCGACGGACGCGGACCUGCGCGACCCGCUGCCUGCGAUGCCGGGCCCGCCGGGGCGCGCGUAG